AUGUCCGGCUUCCCUUCUUACAGAAGCGAGUAUCCUUCAGCUCCAGUCAAGCCGACGAAGCUCGUGUCUACGGUCGCACCCAAACUCCACGAACCUACAGUAAACCGGCGCGAUAAACUUCCCAGCAAAUCAAAGCCGCAUUCCCGCGCAGGACAGCCUAGCUCUGUUCGCCGCAAGGCCCUGACGAGCGAUGCAUCCCAAGAAUCAGCCGGCUACACAGCCUCGCCGACAAGUGGUGACGACAGCAUGAGCAGUGAGCUGGAGCAGGAGAGGAGGCCCCGACGACGGCAAAUGAAAGAAAAAGCCCGAUCUGCGCCUGUGAACUUCCCACCACUGGCGGCAUCAGAGUCUUCGUCAGAAGAUUUGGACGACACGGAGUCAGAGAUAUCACCAGAGGACAAAGCCUGGAAAGAGCGGAUGGAUCGGUGCUUGAAAAGACUUCCAAAGGGUGUGGACGAGGCUGCAGCGAAGCAGAUAUUCAAUGAGAUUGUUAUCCAGGGGGAUGAGGUACGGUGGGAUGAUGUUGCUGGGCUUGAAGUCGCUAAAUCGGCGCUCAAGGAGACUGUAGUGUAUCCCUUCCUCCGACCGGAUCUUUUCAUGGGCCUCCGUGAACCAGCGCGGGGCAUGCUCUUGUUCGGACCACCUGGGACGGGUAAGACGAUGUUAGCGCGCGCCGUGGCAACAGAAUCCAAAUCGACAUUUUUCGCCAUCUCUGCAAGCAGUCUAACCAGCAAAUACCUUGGCGAAUCGGAAAAACUUGUUCGCGCCUUGUUCCAGUUGGCAAAGGCUCUGGCUCCAUCCAUCAUCUUCGUGGAUGAGAUUGACUCCCUUCUUUCUUCUCGCUCCGGUUCCGCUGAGCACGAGGCAACUCGAAGGAUCAAAACGGAAUUUCUGAUACAGUGGUCCGAUCUUGCGAAGGCAGCCGCAGGGCGAGAGCAAAAUGAGAAAGAAAAAGAAAAGGGUGACGCGAGCAGGGUCCUCGUGCUUGCAGCCACGAAUCUGCCGUGGGCCAUCGAUGAAGCAGCAAGAAGGCGGUUCGUCAGACGACAGUACAUUCCGCUCCCGGAAGAACACGUUAGAAGGCUACAGUUACAAACACUUUUGAGUCAUCAAAAACACAACAUCACCGACGAAGACCUGGACGAAUUAGUUGAACUAACUGAAGGUAAGGAAGAAGACCUCAUGAAGGUGCUUGAGGGGUCUUGA
Lasiodiplodia theobromae is the source of this 1206-nucleotide messenger RNA. Its product is annotated as ATPAse AAA+ type core protein. Gene Ontology annotation, molecular function: ATP hydrolysis activity; ATP binding. NCBI's taxonomy places the organism in Eukaryota, Fungi, Ascomycota, Dothideomycetes, Botryosphaeriales, Botryosphaeriaceae. Bases 1 to 1206 code for a protein of 401 amino acids. The record is from RefSeq and is a predicted model, not a curated record. The transcript has a single exon.